This is a messenger RNA of Gastrolobium bilobum, 1527 nucleotides long. RefSeq lists its product as uncharacterized. The record is from RefSeq and is a predicted model, not a curated record. The coding region runs from base 1 to 1527 and encodes 508 amino acids. The transcript has a single exon. NCBI's taxonomy places the organism in Eukaryota, Viridiplantae, Streptophyta, Magnoliopsida, Fabales, Fabaceae.
AUGGAGAGAUAUAAUCAAAGAGUGAAUGACAUCACCAAUUUCACUCAAAUUGAGGGUGAAACCUUGUGCAUGACAUGGAAUAGAUUCAAGGAUUUGAUGAGGAAGUUCUCUCAUUAUAACUUGAUUGCUGGCGAUCAAGUCAGAAUAUUCUUCAAUGGCAGUACACCUGAGGAUAGAAUGGUUUUGAAUGGUGCAGCUGGUGGUACUAUUAAAACUAUGAGGGCGAAUGAGACUUUUGAGCUGAUAAAGAGGAUGGCCAGGAAUGAAAAUCAGGGAUUAUCAUCAAAGUCUAAGAAAGGUAGCCUUCAGCUGGGAGACAAUGAUUCUUUAUUGGCUGAAAACAAAUUGUUAUGUCAACAAGUGGCAAGUUUGUCUUCAAGGCUUGACAAGAUGCAAAUUGCUGGCAUUCAGGCUAAAUCCGUGGCCUUUGUUUGUGAUUAUUGCCAGGACAAUCAUGAACCUAAUGAAUGUCCUACUCUUACUUCUUCUGAUUCUCCUCAACAAAUGCAGGUGAAUGGUAUAUGGUAUGAUCAAAGGCCUCAGCAACCGACUUUUCAAAGAAACCAGAAUUUUUCUGGUGGUGGUGGUAGUAAUUUUCAGAGGAGAAGUCAAGGAGCUGGUAUGGAUUUCAAGCCCAACAAUUAUGCUCAGCCUUCACAAAGUCAACAAAGAGAGCCUGCUGAGUGGGAAAAAGCCUUUGCACAAAUGGCCAAGACUUUUAAUGAGAUAGCUCAGACCACUAAUGCUUUUAUGGAAGAAACUAGAGCUCAGAAUAAAAAUACAAAUGCUUCCAUAAAGAAUCUGGAGAAUCAAGUAGGCCAACUGGCAAAGAAGGUCUCAGAAAGAAUUCCAGGUACUUUUCCAAGUAAUACAGUUACUAAUCCAAGGGGAGAUUGUAUGUCCAUUAUUACUAGAAGUGGCAAGGUGGUAGCAUCUCCUAAAAAUCCAAAUAUAGAGUGUGAAGGAGAUGAAGAGAAACAUGAUGCGACAGUUGAAGCUGAAAAAGAAGUUGAGAUACCUGUGGAGACUGUGAAGCCAGCAGAGAAGGAGAACGUGAAGGCAAAAGAACAACAUGUAGUGGUUGAGAAAAAGCAUGAGUUGAGUCCUGAGUAUGUCAGGGCUAUGGCACCAUAUCCUGAGAGAUUCAAGAAAGAUGCUCAGAACAAGCAGUAUGGCAGAUUCUUGGAUAUCUUCAAAGAUCUGCACAUAAAUAUUCCUUUUGCAGAAGCAUUGGCGAGUAUGCCAAAUUAUGCCAAGUUCAUGAAGGAUCUCUUAUCAAGGAAACAUAAGCUGCAGGAAUGUCAAACUGUGACACUUACUGAGAAGUGCAGUGCAUUUAUUCAACAGAAGAUUCCUCCAAAGCUUAGUGAUCCAGGAAGUUUCAAUAUCCCCAUCGCCAUUGGUAAUAUUGGUAUUGGCAGGGCUUUGUGUGAUCUUGGGGAAAGUAUCAAUCUGAUGCCUCUCUGUUUACAAAUCUUUGGGGAUCAAGGAAUUGAAGUCUACGGAGGUCUCUCUCCAACUUGCUGA